GGCGCAGACAGAGAACCAAUAAAGUAACAUUAUCAUCUCCAUGCGGGACAGACCAAGCUCCUCCAAGGGAAGUAUUUAACUGAAGCCGGAUCUCCCGCUCCAUUUUCCCAGCCGACUCCUUCCUGGCCAUGCCGUGCGUCAUUACCGCUGCGUCUUCUCAUUGGCCGGAGGACAGGUGAUGGCGCCUGCGCGCUGCAUUCCUUUGAGGGUCGUAGGCAGACGCCAUUUUGGCUCCAGAAGUGCUUCUGGGAAGUAGAGCGCAGACCCGCAGGCCUGCCCGUCUGCUGGGUAGGGCCUCUUCUGCCGUGCUUGUAGGUAGAAGUGGCGUCUGUCGCUGCUGUUGUCUUACUCUCCGCGCUCGCCAAAUCCUCUAGCGGGCGGGAGCCUCUGAGCACCCGGCCGCUCCGUCGGAGUCACACCGCGGGGAAGGAGGUGACGAGGGCGGCGCGGGGCGCGGACACUCCCCGCCGAGAGCCCGCCUGCCAUGGACUCGGAGUAUUACAGCGGCGACCAGUCAGAUGAUGGUGGCGCUACCCCAGUACAGGAUGAACGGGAUUCAGGGUCAGACGUUGAGGAUGAUGUAAAUGAGCAGCACUCUGGAUCAGACACUGGAAGUGUAGAACGUCACUCAGAGAAUGAACGUAGUGAUCGAGAAGAUGGCCUCAACAAAAGACAUCAUGUGACAGACUCUGAGAAUGAUGACCCCUCAAAUCUUAAUGCUAGUGACUCUGAAAGUGAGGAGCUUCAAAGACAAAAAGACAGUGACUCUGAAUCUGAAGAGCAUGCAGGGCCUCCUGCAAGUGAUUCUGAAAAUGAGGAUACCAAUCACCAUGGGAGUGACUCUGAGAGUGAGGAGAUCAGGAAAUUACCUGUUAGUGACUCUGAAAAUGAGGAACUUCUUAAUGGGCAUGCAAGUGACUCGGAAAAUGAAGGUGUUAGAAAGCAUCCUGCCAGUGAUUCAGAGAUUGAAGAGCUCCGAAAAAGUCCUGCCAGUGACUCUGAAACAGAGGAUGCUCUAAAACCUCAAAUCAGUGACUCUGAGAGUGAGGAACCCCCAAGACACCAAGCCAGUGACUCUGAAAAUGAGGAGCUUCCCAAACCGCGAAUUAGUGAUUCUGAAAGUGAGGAGCUUCCUAAACCUCGGAUCAGUGACUCGGAAAGUGAGGAGCCUCCGAGGACUCAGGCCAGUGACUCUGAAAAUGAGGAGCUUCCCAAACCCCGUAUCAGUGACUCAGAAAGUGAGGAUCCACCAAAGCACCAAGCCAGUGACUCGGAAAAUGAGGAGCUUCCCAAACCCCGUAUCAGUGACUCGGAAAAUGAGGAUCCCCCAAGGCACCAAGCCAGUGACUCUGAAAAUGAGGAGCUUCCCAAACCCCGAAUUAGUGAUUCAGAAAGUGAGGACCCUCCAAGGAACCAGGCCAGUGAUUCUGAAAAUGAGGCGCUUCCCAAACCCCGAGUCAGUGACUCUGAGAGUGAGGAGCCUCAGAAGGGACCUGCCAGUGAUUCAGAACCUGAGGAUGCCGCCAGACACAAACAGAAGCCAGGGUCGGAAGAUGAUAGUGAUGGGGAGAAUAAGGGAGAGGGCACAGAAAUGCAAAAUGACUCCUUUCGUUCAGAUAGCCAUAUAGACAGGAAAAGCUUUCACAGUUCUGACAGCGAGGAGGAAGAACCCAAAAGGCCAAAAAUUGACAGUGAUGAAGAUGAAGAGAAAGAGGGGGAGGAGGAGAAAGGAGCAAAGCGAAAAGCUGCUGUGCUUUCUGAUAGUGAAGAUGAAGAGAAAGCAUCAGCAAAGAAGAGUCGUGUUGUCUCUGAUGCAGAUGACUCUGACAGUGAUGUUAUAUCAGACAAAUCAGGCAAAAGAGAGAAGACUGUAGCAUCUGACAGUGAAGACGAAGCAGGGAAAGAAGAAUUAUCUGAUAAGAAAAAUGAAGAGAAGGAUCUGUUUGGGAGUGAUAGUGAGUCAGGAAAUGAAGAAGAAAAUCUUAUUGCAGACAUAUUUGGAGAAUCUGGUGAUGAAGAGGAAGAAGAAUUUACAGGUUUUAACCAAGAAGAUUUGGAAGAAGAAAAAAGUGAAACACAGGUAAAAGAAGCAGAAGAUUCAGAUUCUGAUGAUAACAUAAAGAGAGGAAAACAUAUGGACUUUCUGUCGGAUUUUGAGAUGAUGUUGCAGCGGAAAAAGAGUAUGAGUGGCAAGCGCAGACGUAACCGCGAUGGUGGAACUUUUAUUAGUGAUGCCGACGACGUUGUGAGCGCCAUGAUUGUCAAGAUGAAUGAAGCUGCUGAGGAAGACAGACAGUUGAACAAUCAAAAAAAGCCAGCACUGAAAAAAUUAACAUUAUUACCUACUGUGGUUAUGCACCUUAAGAAGCAGGACCUUAAAGAAACAUUUAUUGACAGUGGUGUGAUGUCUGCCAUCAAAGAAUGGCUCUCACCUCUACCAGAUAGGAGUUUGCCAGCACUAAAGAUUCGAGAGGAGCUGUUGAAGAUUCUGCAAGAGCUACCUAGUGUGAGCCAGGAAACCCUGAAGCAUAGUGGUAUUGGACGAGCAGUGAUGUAUCUCUAUAAACACCCCAAGGAAUCAAGGUCCAACAAGGACAUGGCAGGGAAAUUAAUCAAUGAAUGGUCUCGGCCUAUAUUUGGUCUUACCUCAAACUACAAAGGAAUGACAAGAGAAGAAAGGGAGCAGAGAGAUCUAGAACAAAUGCCUCAACGACGAAGAAUGAGCAGCACUGGUGGUCAGACACCCCGAAGAGACCUGGAAAAGGUGCUGACAGGAGAGGAGAAGGCCCUUAGACCUGGAGAUCCCGGCUUCUGUGCCCGUGCGAGGGUCCCCAUGCCCUCGAACAAGGACUAUGUUGUCAGGCCCAAGUGGAAUGUGGAAAUGGAGUCAUCCAGGCCUGGUAUUCUUAAAAAGGGCCUGAGUCGAUUGGAAAAGCAUAAGAGGCGAUUUGCAGAACAGAAACGACUCAGCAGAGUGCACCGUGCUGUCAAGUUCAGCAUUGAAGGCAACAGGAUGCCCCUAUAGGCCUGGCCCUACCAGACUGUAUCCAGGAGGUAUCCCCAAGGAAGCAUGCUCUGUGCAUGGGCUUGAACUGUCAGCAGCUAGAGGAAAAAACAAGUGUGUGUGUGCUUUCUUAACCAAGGAAGGCCAAGUCCACUCUUAGUAUCUGAAAUAAUGGUCCUAACAGGCAGUUAAUGACAUUCAAGUCCUCUUGAAUAUUGGAAAUUGAUGUGGAAGUCCCUUCCUUUAUCACUACCCUAGAGACUAAUAGAUAAUUACUUCCCUGAUAAGCAUUUUGGUCUUCCUGACUGGUACCCAUUUUUAUUAAAAAGGCUUUUAAGACCCAGAAUCAUGUUGGUCUGCAUUACAGGCGUUAUCAACUGGUUAGUAGCUUCUUGGUGGAAGAGUGGUGGCUUCUUUUCCUAUUGUCAGUGGCUCAGCAACAUGCAUGUGAGGACUCGUUGCAUAAAGCCUUACACUGAAUAUUUAGGAGAUAAAUUUGAUUAAUACUAUUCAGUGCCUGGUCAGAAAUGAAAGGGACUUUGGAAUGUUCUUAAAGCCAGACUCGCUGACCUGCUGUGCUCUGAGAUUGAUAGUGGCACCUUUGUUGCAGGGUUCUCUUCAGAGUCUGACUGUGUUGCCUUCCUUUUAUGACUUCUCCGUGACCCCUGCUGUGGCAGCUGUUUGCGCGGACGGCGCUCACCUUCCUGCCAGUUCAUUGUGCUGUUAAGCUGGUAUCGAGGCACAGCGCACUUUCUUAUUUGUUGGGAAUUAGUGAAGGCUGGAAGAGCACUAGUUCAGUGCCGGGGACAACUUCACCAGUGCUUCCUUCCCCUUUUUCUUACUUCUGUCUUUAUCCGUGUCCCCUGAUACCCUUUCUGCCCUCCAACCACCCCUGUUUCUUUUUACCUUUGCUUUUUUCACUCUCUUCCCACUUUUUAGCUCUCUCUUGCGUAAUAUUUUUUUCUUCCCCAGCACACUUAUAUUUGAGAAUUGAGAACGACGAUAUGGCAAAGAAAAUGUAAUAAAAAAUCUUAGCGGGCAGGCUACUCUGGAAGCAUACCUUGUGUCCUGAAAGGCACGUGCUUGUGUUGCUGGUUCUGAUCCCACCCACCCUGUAAGUGGUGGGGAGGUGGGAAGAGGUGGCCCCACCUCCUGCAGGAGCAGAGACAUGACUAGCAUGAGGAGUGGGAAAUUCAAGUAGAGUUCCUUUCCUUCAUCCCCAACACUCCCAAGAUCAUGAUGUGCUGGUAUUUAUCUAGGCCUGAGUCUGACUUACAGAGCUCUGUCAAAAAAAAAUAAGGCAUGUUUUGGGGGCUGGUGGUCGCAUGUUACAUUUCACUGUAUUGUCCUUAAACCACCUGACACUAUUUCCCUGUUCAGGAAGAUUCCUUACAUAUUCACCCAGGGCUUCCACAUUGCACAGACACUAAUGAGUAUUAUUAGAAAACAUAUUUUCCAGGAAGAAAAUUGGAGUGAGUAAAUGGCUUUCAAAUGAAAGUCUUUGUUUUAAAUGUCAUUUUUAUUUUUAGAAUUACAUAAUAUAAAACACUACAGAAUAACCCUGUUUCCUAAGUUCUGCUCUUCCUGUAAGUCACCACUGUUAACAGUUUGAUGUGUUAAAUGUAUUUCCAGUAAUGCUUCAAAUUUAGUUUUUUCUGGUUAUCAUUGUAGAAAAAUUUGAGAUUAUAAAGAGAAAAA
This is a messenger RNA of Diceros bicornis minor, 4702 nucleotides long. RefSeq names its product interacts with SUPT6H, CTD assembly factor 1 (gene IWS1). Gene Ontology annotation, cellular component: nucleus. Gene Ontology annotation, biological process: poly(A)+ mRNA export from nucleus. NCBI's taxonomy places the organism in Eukaryota, Metazoa, Chordata, Mammalia, Perissodactyla, Rhinocerotidae. The coding region runs from base 485 to 3025 and encodes 846 amino acids. The record is from RefSeq and is a predicted model, not a curated record. The transcript has 14 exons.